Iphiclides podalirius (scarce swallowtail) is the source of this 633-nucleotide messenger RNA. The record is from the annotation of a GenBank genome assembly. Lineage: Eukaryota; Metazoa; Arthropoda; Insecta; Lepidoptera; Papilionidae.
AUGCUGAUUACGGAUUUGGUGGACAAAUUUUGUAGAACAGUCAUGCUAACGCACCACGACUCUUAUUUUCUGAAAUUAGAUGAACUGAAGGUGGCAAGUUUGUUCACUGCUUAUUUCGUAUUGUUCAAGCAUCUAUUUGAUAUGGCCAUGGGGAUUUACGUGCACACCAGAACUGACGAUAUCGUGAAAGUGGUAGAGAAAGAAGGUAUCUGGGUCAGCGAAAUCAUCCAUGUAAUGUUUGUCGCCUUCCUCACCACCACUACAUUGAUUGCCGCGGUCGUGCUGAUCGUCGGCCUGCAUAAGAACAACCGUGAUAUCAUCAGGAUCUACUUGUGGUGGGCCACAUUCUCUUUGCUUUUGCACAUCUCCUUUAUCAUCUUCCACACAUUCCUGUACGCCUGGGAUCUGGAUGCCACCUGUCGCGGGGUGAUGAUCAUUGCUUUAAACUAUUUUUACCGGUUCGUAAUCAAGAGCUACUGGAUAAGAUUCGAGCCGGGUGUGGAGACACAAACAAACAGCGCACUACCUGGUGAAACUAAUAAGAAAAAGUCGGAUCUUUGGCAUUUGCCACUUCGAGGAACACAUUCUAUCACCAUUGUAGUUAGUGGUACUACUAAGAUUAAGGGUUCAGAA